CACUCUUCUUCCAACUUCCACGUUGAUAGUAUGAUAUUAUUCUAUUGCACUGUACUACUGCAAGGCAUUUGACAUUUUAGAUAAUUAGCCAAUUAGAUUAGAUUCAUGGUCAUCUCAUCCACUGAAUGAGAAUGGGGACAUUUACACCAACUUAUCAGGUUACGAGGUACUGCGAGCUGUGACAGACAAUCUCUCCACGUGUCUGAAGCAAAUAUAUCCAAAGGCUUAAACAACAGGUCCUGAUACUCUUCAGAUCUACCCUUCUCAUAGUUCAGAAUUGUAACAAUGGAACAAUGGAAUCCUCCUCUGGCAGGCUACAGAUAUUCUCAAGUGCAGGGAAAUGUCCAUUCGAUUUGCAAAUGACGAAUGAUUUUAUUAUAAUUUAUUCAUGUGGAUGUUGAACCUAAAUGCUUUUAGUGACUUUUAUGUUUUAACUUUUUGAUUGUGCUUACUACUUGCACAAACAGGUGUCCCCAUUUCUCUGAACAGCCUCAUCAAAGCUAGCAGGCAGGUAGUACAUAUCUUCCAGGUGUCCCCAUUUCAAGUAUCAGCCUCAUCAAAGAGCUCUGUGUUUCACCCACACAACAUGCAUGAAGAGAAGAGAAAAAAAUCAAUGGACAUAAAAACACUUUUCAUCACAGCCUUGGUUCUAGCUGUGUUUGGAACCAUCUGUGUGCUCGUCACCACGUUUGCACCGUGGAGGAAGACAUAUGUCCAGAGCUGUCAACUACCAUAUGUGACCUAUGACGGAAUUUGGUAUUACUGUAUGUCGUAUGUCGACUGGCACCACGGUUUAAAGUGUGUGCCUAACCUGAAUGUCAAAAGGAUCACGCCAUCAUUCCUACAGAAGGGGUACAGUCCAGCAUUCCUCCAGGCCUCGCGGGUCCUCGUGUGUGUCUCCCUGGCCUGUGUGCUCUCUGCGUGGGCUCCUCUCAUCCUUGGUCUGAGGCGCUUCCUUCAGCACAGAGAGAUGCGUAUCCCACUCAUCACUGCAGGCUCCAUGCUACUCACGGCAGCAGUUGUGUUUCUCAUUCCAGUAACAGUCUCCACAGUCAAUCUGGAACAAUUGUUCCCACAGAAGAUUAUCAGGCAUUUUGACACUAUCGGACUCGGUCUGUAUUUGGGUUGGGCUGGUUCUGGUUUCCUUGUGGUGGCUGGGGUGAUUGUGCUUUGUUGCAACAUGUCUUCCGUAACAAGUGGAAGAGAGAGAAGUACUGAGGAGGCUUCUCCAUGCAUGACGUAUAAUGCUUUACAGAAAACAGACACUACACAGUUGUCACAAGUUUGGAUUGUAUGAAUUCUUGUCAACAUGGCUCUGUAUUGCUAGAGGACACAUCCACAUACCAUUACACUGACACAGUUUCCCUUUAAAUUGUCUGUCUGGUGCUUGUAGCAUAAUCAAUACAAAUUAAUUAUUAAAUCUUGUUGUUCGUCCUACGAAUACAUCACCUGUGUGUAAAGACCGUUGAUUUUUCCUUAGAUGAACUAGACUCGAAUUCAUUUUAGUAAUUUCUCCAACAGGUGGCGCUACGAGAACACUUACCUCUACUAUGAACAUUCUCUGCAUCCGCAGCUAUAUUUCCGAUCAUGAAGUGUAGCCUAAAUGUGUAUAUAUCAAAGCUAAUUUAUUUGAGCUUGUUAACAAUUCGUUUCUCCUAUAGUCUAUGUAGUUUACAGGAGGCAAUGUUUUAUUGAUGUGUGACGUCAGGAAAACAUAGACUAAACCAUGCCCAGAAAUUCAACAUUUAUCUAUAGGCCAGCCUACUAAAUUACGAUCAUUGACAUUUUAAUUCAGAAUUCACCGUCCUACCCAUAUAAGAUACUCCAGCUGCCCGAAAAAAUGUCACUUUAAGAUCCUGGCAAGAUGUUGAGUGACUGUGCGUAAAUCCUUCGCAUCCUGUGUUCGGUGCUGUGAGCGAAGGAAUCUGUUGCUCUAUGUAAUCCCAUGUCAACUCAGCGCGCUGCAUCUCUUCCACAACCUCCCUAUCCAAAGCCCCGCUCGCGGCAGGUGUUUCUUUUUGGGAUGACGACAAGAAUACCUCAGUUAUGGGGUAAUGCAUUUAAGGGUGCGUUCGGAGCUCGAACAGAGCACACAAGCAAAACUUGUUGACAGUUGUUCGUUCGGCUUUUCUUCUUUUCUUUUUGCUUCUCCACAACCCAGCGAACUAAAAAACGGAGCAAGGGCGAUGGAGGCUGAAUGCCAGUUAAUUCGCGGUGGUUCUUAUCUUACCUGAAACAAAGUAAUAUGGAGAACCAUGCCAACUGCAACCACAGAGCCAUGGAGAAAAGGAAGAAUGUAUUAGUUUGGAUAUUGUACUUUAUGUCAGAGUUCUGCCUGAGCUCUAACCAAGUGCUCAGAAUCGGGGGAAUCUUCGAGACUCGGGAGAAUGAGCCAGUGAGUGUGGAGGAGCUAGCUUUCAAAUUUGCUGUCACCAGCAUCAACCGAAACAGAACCUUAAUGCCAAACACCACAUUGACCUAUGACAUUCAGAGAGUAAACCUCUUUGACAGCUUCGAAGCUUCCAGAAGAGUGUGUGAUCAGCUGGCCUUAGGCGUGGUGGCCGUCUUUGGCCCCUCUCACACCUCUUCGGUCAGCGCCGUCCAGUCCAUCUGCAACGCCCUGGAGGUGCCGCACAUCCAGACCCGCUGGAAGCACCCGUCCGUGGACAACAAGGACACCUUCUACAUCAACCUCUACCCGGAGUACACCUCCAUUAGCCGGGCCAUCCUGGACAUCGUCACCUUCUUAAAGUGGAAGUCUGUUACCAUUGUCUACGAGGACAGCACAGGUCUGAUGCGGAUGCAGGAGCUGAUCAAAGCGCCGUCCAAGAACAACCUGAAGGUCCGCAUCCGCCAGCUGCCCACGGGGAGCUCGGACGCCCGGCCCCUGCUCAAGGAGAUGAAGAAAGGGAAGGAGUUCUUCGUCAUCUUUGACUGCUCCUACCAAAUGGCUGCCGAGCUUCUCAAACAACUGAUGUCAAUGGGAAUGAUGACAGAGUACUACCAUUUCUUCUUCACUACUUUGGAUCUGUUUGCCUUGGAUCUGGAGCCUUACCGUUUCACCGGAGUGAACAUGACGGCUUUCCGCAUGCUCAACCUGGACAACCCAGCCGUGGCCUCGGUGAUGGAGAAGUGGUCUAUGGAGCGGUUGCAGGCUCCACCCAAACCUGGCACCUCCCUGCUAAAUGGAAUUAUGACAACGGAUGCUGCUCUGAUGUAUGAUGCGGUGUUCAUGGUUGCCGUGGCAUCACAGCGUGCCACCCAGAUGACGGUGAGCUCUCUGCAGUGCCACCGGCACAAACCCUGGCGCUACGGACCCCGCUUCAUGAAUCUAUUCAAAGAGGCUCGCUGGGACGGCUUGACAGGACGCAUCGUCCUGAACAAGACCGACGGCUUGAGGAGAGACUUUGACUUGGACCUAAUCAGUUUGAAGGAAGAAGGGAAUGCCAAGCGUGUUGAAGGUGAAAAGUGGCAGAAAAAGUGGACAAAGCUUGGAGUGUGGAAUUCCUUCGCUGGCCUUAACUUGACAGAAACAAAAGAAAUUAGUAAUGUCACCGUUUCACUGGCCAACCGAACACUCAUAGUCACCACAAUAUUGGAAAAUCCCUAUGUGAUGCACAGGAAAUCAGACAAAGUGUUGUACGGAAAUGACCGCUUUGAGGGCUACUGUCUGGACCUCUUAAAAGAGCUGUCCAACAUCCUGGGCUUUUCCUAUGAGGUGAAAUUAGUUUCUGAUGGCAAAUAUGGAGCCGCGAAUGACAAGGGAGAAUGGAGUGGAAUGGUGCGAGAGCUCAUCGACCACGUUGCAGACCUGGCUGUGGCCCCUCUGACCAUCACCUAUGUGAGGGAGAAGGUCAUCGACUUCUCCAAGCCCUUCAUGACGCUGGGCAUCAGCAUCCUCUACCGCAAGCCCAACGGCACCAACCCAGGGGUGUUCUCCUUCCUCAACCCGCUCACCCCAGACAUCUGGAUGUAUGUGCUGCUGGCCUGUCUGGGUGUCAGCUGUGUGCUCUUCGCCAUCGCCAGGUUCAGCCCUUACGAGUGGUACAACCCACAUCCCUGCAACCCAGCCUCAGAUGUGGUGCAAAACAAUUUCACAUUGCUUAAUAGUUUCUGGUUCGGGGUUGCAGCUCUUAUGCGACAAGGCUCCGAGCUGAUGCCUAAAGCUCUCUCCACCAGAAUCGUUGGAGGGAUCUGGUGGUUCUUCACCUUAAUCAUCAUAUCCUCCUACACUGCCAACUUAGCUGCUUUUCUGACUGUUGAAAGAAUGGACUCCCCCAUCGCCUCUGCUGACGAUCUGGCAAAGCAGACUAAAAUCGAGUAUGGCUCGGUGAGGGACGGCUCUACCAUGACGUUCUUUAAGAAAUCCAAGAUCUCCACCUAUGAGAAGAUGUGGGCCUUCAUGAGCAGCAGGAAGAACACGGCACUGUUGAAGAACAACCGUGAGGGCAUAACACGCGUGCUCACCACUGACUACGCCCUGCUCAUGGAGUCCACCAGCAUCGAGUACAUCAGCCAGCGGAACUGCAACCUCACGCAGGUCGGAGGCCUCAUUGACUCCAAGGGCUAUGGCGUGGGCACCCCAAUAGGCUCCCCUUUCAGAGAUAAGGUGACCAUUGCCAUCCUGCAGCUGCAGGAGGAGGGCAAGCUCCACAUGAUGAAGGAGAAGUGGUGGCGCGGGAACGGCUGCCCGGAGGAGGACAACAAGGAGGCCAACGCCCUCGGCGUGGAGAACAUCGGUGGCAUCUUCAUCGUGCUGGCCGCUGGCCUCGUGCUCUCCGUGUUCGUGGCCAUCGGCGAGUUCAUCUACAAAGCGCAGAAGAACUCUGACAUUGAAGAGGCACAUUCUGCCCAGCUGUCAGGUCAGUACAGCAAUGAGGAGAGGAAAGAAGAGGAGAGGAGUGGGAAGAGGAGAGGUGGGAGAGAUAACCCCAUUAGAACCCAAUUGGGUGCAGAGGUCAGGAGGAUUGUGAUGGGACUUUGUCACACUUCAGUGGCCUCUCAUUCAUUCCAUUCCAAAAGCUCAAAAUCGAUUUUGUUCUUUAUUUAUUUCACCUUAUUACCUUUUGCAUGCAUUUUUCAUAGUGUCAUACAAUGGACACAUUAAAAGAGGAUGAGAUGAGAGGCUGAGACUGAUUUAGACCACUUGGCUCUCUGUAUUCUGUACAUAUAUAUGUAAUCUCUUGAAUGCCAUACUUCUGAUGUGAAGCUAUAUACAUUCUUUUAAAACUUACCAUUCAUUCAAACACAUUUUGACAUAAACAGAGACCUUGCAAGCUGGUUAGACGGGAAAAAGCCAUUCAUCUUGUAGAUCAAUGAGAAGAGUAGGAGCGUGUGGUUUUCUAUCCGCAGGCGAAGUGGAUAGGCCACCCUUGUGAGAUUAUUGUCCGGGAUGAGUCGGCACUUGCACUGUUCACAGCACUCCUCUCCCUUGCCUCCUCUCCACUGUUCUUUUCUUCCAUUAUCUUCCUUUCUUCAUGACCUUUCAGCCUUGAUUGUGUUGUGUCGUGUUGUGUUGUAGAGGCGGAGGCCCUCACGGACGUGAAGGCUCACAGGGGACUUUCUUGUGUUCUCCUUGACAGUGUGUCUCUUUCAGUGCUGUGAUGGAGGAGCUGAGCAUUUCCUUCAGGUGCCACCGUGGCACGAAGAAGCGAGCGAGAGGACGCGAGC
This is a messenger RNA of Clupea harengus (Atlantic herring), 5670 nucleotides long. It is a transcript of the gene grik1a, whose product is annotated as glutamate receptor, ionotropic, kainate 1a. NCBI's taxonomy places the organism in Eukaryota, Metazoa, Chordata, Actinopteri, Clupeiformes, Clupeidae. The transcript is spliced from 18 exons. The record is from RefSeq and is a predicted model, not a curated record. Gene Ontology annotation, cellular component: membrane. Gene Ontology annotation, biological process: monoatomic ion transport. The coding region runs from base 2198 to 5107 and encodes 969 amino acids. Gene Ontology annotation, molecular function: signaling receptor activity; ligand-gated monoatomic ion channel activity.